Trichoderma aggressivum f. europaeum is the source of this 1587-nucleotide messenger RNA. RefSeq lists its product as uncharacterized. The transcript has a single exon. Gene Ontology annotation, biological process: amino acid transmembrane transport. Gene Ontology annotation, molecular function: amino acid transmembrane transporter activity. Bases 1 to 1587 code for a protein of 528 amino acids. The record is from RefSeq and is a predicted model, not a curated record. Gene Ontology annotation, cellular component: membrane. Lineage: Eukaryota; Fungi; Ascomycota; Sordariomycetes; Hypocreales; Hypocreaceae.
AUGGCCGCUGGUGAUGCGACCGCGACUGCUUCUCCCGUGGGCCCGCUCAUGACCGACGAGAAAUACAUUCAGGGCAUCAACGACAAAAGCUCGGGCGAUGUUCCGGGCACCGACCUCGCGACGGGCCAGUCCGACGAGGGCCUGAAGCGUGAGCUGCACUCUCGCCAUCUGCAGUUCAUCGCCAUCGGUGCUGCCCUUGGAACUGGUCUGUUCCUGGGGAUUGGCGGUGCCCUGUCCAAGGCCGGGCCCGGUUCUCUCUUCAUCUCCUUCUUGUUCCUCGGAUCCGUCGUGUACUCCAUCAUGGUGGCACUGGGAGAGAUGGCGUCGUAUAUCCCCGUCACGGGUGCCUUCACCGUGUAUGCUUCGCGCUUCAUGGAUCCCACUCUUGGUUUUGCCAUGGGUUGGAUCUACUGGUUUAGCUGGGUCAUCACCAUCGGCCUCGAGCUGACUGCCAGCGGUCUCAUCAUCCAGUACUGGACCGAGUCCGUCAGCAUCGGUGUCUGGAUCGCCAUCUUCUGGGUUGUCUUUACUGCCGCCCAGUUCUUGCCGACGUUUGUCUUUGGAGAGAUGGAGGCAUACCUGUCCAGCAUCAAGGUCAUCACCAUCAUCGGCUUCGUCAUCUUCGGCAUCUGCGUCAACGCCGGCGUCGGUGACCAGGGCUACAUUGGCUUCAAGUACUGGCGGGAGCCCGGUGCGUUUGCUCCGUACUUGGUCGACGGCAAGAUUGGCCAGUUUGUCGGCUUCUGGACGGUGCUCGUCACGGCCGGCUUCAGCUUCCAGGGCACGGAGCUGGUCGUCAUCGGAGCCGGUGAGACGGCCGACCCGCGCAAGGCCAUCCCGACGGCCAUCCGCUGGACCUUUUGGGCCGUCUUCCUGCUCUUCAACUGCACCGUCUUCUUCGUCGGCAUCAACGUGCCCUACGACAACCCCGACCUGCAGAACGGAUCGACCGACGCCUCCGCCUCGCCUCUCGUCAUCGUUGCCAAGCUCGCCGGCAUCCAGGCGCUCCCUUCCAUCAUCAACGCCGUUCUGCUGACUGCCGUCCUGUCGGCCGCCAACUCCGACAUCUUCUCCAGCAGCCGCAUCUUGGUCGCCAUGGCUGGAGAGGGCCACGCGCCCGCCUUCUUCAAGCGCGUCAACAAGUACGGAACCCCUUACUACGCCGUGGCCGCCUGCUCCGCCUUUGGCCUUCUGGCCUUCCUCAACCUGUCCAACAACGGAACGACGGUGUUCAACUGGCUGCUCAACAUCACGGCCGUUGCCGGCUUCAUCAGCUGGGCGCUCAUCAACCUGUGCCACAUCCGCUUCAUGAAUGUGCUCAAGUAUCAAAACAUCCCCCGUGACGAGCUGCCAUACAAGGCUCCUUUCCAGCCUUACCUGUCAUGGUUCGGCUUCUUCUUCAACGUGCUGAUCCUGUUUACCAACGGCUUCACCGUCUUCAUCGACUGGGACACCAGCUCCUUCUUUGCGGCCUACGUCAGCCUCAUCCUCUUCAUUGUCCUCUAUGUCGGACACAAGAUUGUCUACAGGACCAAGUGGAUACCGGUGUCCGAGGUGGACAUUUCCAAGGGCCGAUCGGAUGCGUAA